Messenger RNA from Penaeus vannamei (Pacific white shrimp), 2172 nucleotides. The record is from RefSeq and is a predicted model, not a curated record. Lineage: Eukaryota; Metazoa; Arthropoda; Malacostraca; Decapoda; Penaeidae.
AGUAAUUGCCGCGUUGGCUCUACGCUUCGUCUCCUCUUCGCGCUCGCUCAAGGGAGCUUCCCUGUCCUAUUGUGAAGCUUGUCUCUCUUUGCUCCGAAAACUCCAGCUAUGAUCCCGACGCCCGCAAUGAGGUGGUUGCUGUUGCUUGUCCUCUCCUGCGCUCUCCUCUCCCCGCCCGCCGCCGCACGACCACCACACAGACAGAAGCGUGUGAGCGACCAGCGACUGGCAGAACUGGAGACCCUGCUGGCGCUGGCCAAGAUGAAGAACAGGAAGUACGUGACCCUCCCCGUCGGCUUCGGCCUCAUCGAUGUCCAGCAGAUCGGCCGCCGCAAGAGGGCAGCAUCCCUGGCAGCGCCCCGUGACCUUCCUAUCCACGACCCUGAAGAGUACGACAUUGGUGACCUUUUUGCUGACCUUUCGUCCGCCUUCUCCGCCGACCCCAUGCGGAACGGGCGAGGCUUCGACGACACUUAUCCCGUCGAUGACCUGAGCGUCGUGGAGGAGGUGAAGGGGAGCGGGAAGGAGAGCGAGAAGCAAGGGUCCCUGGCGGAGGUGAGGCCGGGCUCCAGGACCCUCUUCGUGGGCGUGGAGGGCGUCCCCCGCCAGAGGUAUAUUUAGAUAAAUCGGAAACCUUCACAGUAUCCGGAAGAUCUGCCAACUCUACGUUUAUUUAUUUAUUUCCACUGAAGCUAGUCACGAGUUACUCUUAAGUUUUGCCGAAGUCUCACAUCCCCUCCUCCAGCCCCCUCCCGCGCUCCCCCGAGCAGGACCUUCGCACGAGCGCUCAGAAGGCAGACGAGAAGGAACGCGCCGGCCGGAGAGCGAAGGCCGAGUGGACGACGCAGUCUGCGUGGUCGCUCGUGCAAACAGAAUUCUUUGCAAAGGGAACAUCAGUGAGAAAAAAACGGGACACACAUGUGCACCUUUUUGUCAAGCAGCAUUUAGAAGUCUGUGUCAAGGAAGAGGCUUAGGAUUCCACCUAGUUUAUCCAUCGUUCGUCUCAUGUCCGAUUACGGGGUUCAGCGAAGCGGGAAAACGCCAUUUUCAUAAAGUGCACAUAAAAUGCGAAAGUAUACACACCCGACAUUAUCAUACUGACAAAAACACCCAAAUACACGUACACACGAACCCAACUUCACGAGGGGAGAAAAUUUACAUGAAGAAAAGUAUUGCCAUGUCAUUAUGUUGUAUUUACUUGUGAAUUUCUUAUUUUUACUACAAAUGCUGUAAACUUUGAACGGGUUUUCUGCUCGAUUUAAAGAUGAAGUUCUGGUUUACACAAUGUUCUAUAAUUUACCUUUGUUGUUUGUAUUGAGAUCUGUAACAUGUAAACAGAAUAUCCCGCUGAGUAUUAGUGAAUAAAAAGGUCAGCUCAAGGAAGAAAAAUAUGAUCUGAGCUUCCUACCCCGAAGGCAUUCCAUGGAAGGAUUCAAAGCGAAAUAUGAAGGAUCUAAUAGCACAGAGGCCUUUUGGAAGUCAUUUAAAAGAAUUCAAUGCAAUUCCGAACACCUAGUUCCCGUAGUCAUAAACCCCCCAAACUCGCAUUUUAAAAGAGCGAAUGAAAUGAGUUACCCGAGUUGGCUGGGGCGAGCGAGCCUGCGCGAGCAAGGGCAGGUGACUCUGCAGUGUCAUGGAGGCUGGAAGUUUAGCCACGAAACGUUUGUAAGAAAUUAUUUAAACCUCUUAUGCGAUGGAUGAUUGUUAAAAUAAAGAAUCCCUGGGUUUGUAACAGACCUUUUGUAUCUAAUGCUUAGCUUGCAACAUCCAAGGCAUCUUUAAUCAGGUGGAAUUUGACACAACUCGUGAACGUAGACUAGCAGACACCCUCCUGAUUUCUGUUAUAAGAGAGGGACUUCAGAUUCCCUUUGUUUCGGGCUUGACUUCGAUGAAUACUGAAUGAAAGAGCACCUGUCCUUACCCUUGCCCAAGCAGCGUUUAAUCUUACACACUAAUCUCGAGUCUGACACAUUGGCGAGUCUUCAAACCAGUAGCUUUUAGUCAUUUCUCCGCCGCCCCAGAGCCAACGACCAACGAUUAGCAUAGAAGGGAAAGAAAAUGAAAAAAAAAUCGUAAAAAGGCUGAUUCAAGUAUCCUGUGCUAACAUGUACAUACAUAUAUCUUUAAUGAAGUCAUCAUGUUCACAGUGUGUUAAUAAAAGGAAUUUAUAAU